Syngnathoides biaculeatus (alligator pipefish) is the source of this 2693-nucleotide messenger RNA. It is a transcript of the gene slc2a9l1, whose product is annotated as solute carrier family 2 member 9, like 1. Lineage: Eukaryota; Metazoa; Chordata; Actinopteri; Syngnathiformes; Syngnathidae. Gene Ontology annotation, cellular component: membrane. The record is from RefSeq and is a predicted model, not a curated record. Gene Ontology annotation, molecular function: hexose transmembrane transporter activity. The coding region runs from base 1019 to 2590 and encodes 523 amino acids. The transcript is spliced from 12 exons. Gene Ontology annotation, biological process: monosaccharide transmembrane transport.
GGAGCUAGAGAAAAAGAAAAUGUUGGCUUUGAUAUACAAUCGUCACACUUCUUGCAGUGAGCUGUGUGUAUCAGGAGUACAGGUCAAUAUGGUACACUUUUUUUUUUUCCCCUCACUGAGCUUCCAUUAUGAAAUGCUGCAAAGGGAAAAAAAAUAAGUUAAAGAAUCCCUCUCUGUGUAAAGGUCAUGGGAAAAAAAAAGAGCUUCCCUAUUUGUCCUCCUGCCUCUACCGGGGUUCUCUAUAACGCCUGAUUCUUAAACUGGCCUUUCUCGAUCUGCAAAACUAUUUUAAAAAGCGCAUUCCUACUACAUGUGAGCACCCCAAUAAAACCAAUACGUCUGACAUCUAUGCAUAUGCACAUUUCCAACUGAGCCUCCCAUGUAGAGUUUUACGGGUGAGUGAAGGCAACCAUGCCAAAAUAUUUGCAGCUUGGUAGCACAUCAAGUCAAAAAUGUUCCAAUGUGGAUAAAAUCAUAGCUUUUUCAACCAAUAAAUGGGCAACAGGCUUAUAGUAAUCAGAGCGACGGACUGACUGUCCCCAUACUCCUUUCUUGGCAUUUAACACUGAAAUGAUUCUGUUAGUCAUCUGCUUCUUAGCAGGAAUUGAAGUCGCUAAUUGCUAUAUUGAAAUACAGUGCCCUCCAUAAUUAUUGGCACCCCCAGUUAAGAUGCGUUAAAAGCCUUAAAAUAAAUUGUUUAUUGCAGAAGAAUACUGUCACACUGAAAAUUUUAGGAAUAGGAAAACAUAACCUUCAACUCAAAAGAAUUGUAAGAAAAGAAAAUCCCUGACAAAAAAAAAUAAUUAUUUUUCAUUAAAUCACCUGUUCCACAAUUAUUGGCACCCUUAACAAUUCCCAGGAAAUAAAUGUAAUUGAAGCAUUUCUGUCAUUUCUACAAUAGUUUACAACGUUUACCAGAGUAUGUAGGAACAUUUAAUUAGUAAUUCAUCACUUCCUGUUUCCCUGGGGUACAAAUAUGACGUGACACAGAGGCCAUUUCUCUUAUCCACUCUUAAACAUGGGAAAGACAAAGGAACACAGCAUACAAGUGAGGCAGAUGUGCGUCGACCUUCACAGGUCAGGCAGAGGCUACAAGAAGAUUGGCACUCAACUGCAGCUGCCCAUAUCCAUAUAUAUGACACAUGGAAACGCUCUUUUUCUCAUCUUAAUUUUGGGAAUUGGAGGAAGCUUUCAGUCAGGCUACCACAUCACCGGCCUGAGUUCUCCCUCCCCGUACAUUCAGCGGUUCAUCAACGGCACCUGGUAUGAGAGAUACGCAGUGCCACCCCCCGGACACACUGUCACCAUCAUCUGGUCCCUCAUCGUAUCCAUGUAUGCUGUGGGGGGCGUAUUUGGUGCUGUCAGUGUCAAGUGGUUCUCGGGCCUGCUGGGAAGAAAAAAGGCGGUUAUCUGCAACAGCUGUAUUGCUAUUGCUGCAGCUGGGAUCAUGCUGACAAGUAAAUGGGCCAAGUCUUACGAAAUGAUCAUUGUGGCGAGAAUACUGUUUGGCUACUCAUCAGCCCUUGGAAUGAGCACCCAUCUGAUGUACCUUGGCGAGAUAUCACCCAGAAAAAUAAGAGGCGUUGUCACCGCGUCCGCAGCGGCCUUUAGGUCCCUUGGAAAACUCUCUGCUCAAUUUCUUGGUCUCAGUGAGAUCCUUGGGUGCGAAGACCUGUGGAACGUGGUUCUUUGUGUGCCUGCGUGUCUAUCGGUGGUCCAGGUUUUGGUGAUGCCAUAUCUUCCCGAAGCGCCCAGGUAUCUGUUUAUCGAGAAACGAGAUGAUAAAGCAUGCCAAAAGGCUCUGCAGAGUCUAUGGGGCCAAGGUGGCUUCAAGCAAGAGAUGGAGGAAAUGGUGAGUGAACAGGCAACAAUGGAAGCGGCCCCCGCAAAAAGCCCUCUGCUGCUUCUUCGGGACCGGAGAGUCCGAUGGCAGCUCAUCACCUUGUCCACCAUCUACUUCUGUAACCAGUUGUCAGGCAUGGCCAUGAUCAACACUUUUGCUUUUGACAUCUUUCGGAGUAUGGGGAUCCCGACAGAACAAAUCCGUUACAUGACGAUCGGGCUUGGAAUCACUGAAAGUAUCACCUCCAUCUCUUGUGGUUUGUUGAUUGAGCAUGCAGGAAGGAGGCGGCUGUUCUGGGGAGGUUAUGCCAUCAUGUCUGCAUGCUGGCUGUUAGUUACCAUCGUGCUCAACUUGAAGGGUUCUAGUUCUUGGGCUCCAUAUGUUACUGCUGUUUUGAUCAUCCUCUUCAUCAUCUUCUACUGUGGAGGGCCUGGGGGAGCAUUAGGUACUCUCAACGGUGAGAUCUUCAUUCAAUCCAAUCGUGUCGCUGCCUUUGUCCUCUUCGGGGUUCAGAGCUGGUUCGUUUUAGCCGUGCUGGGCCUGGUCUUUCCCCUUCUUAUUGGUGCGCUCGACUCGUACUGCUUUGUGAUUUUCGCUUGCAUGUGCCUGCUGGGUUGUCUUUUCGUCUUCUUCUUCCUACCUGAAACCAAAGGGAAGACACUGCUGGAGAUCUCAGACGAGUUUGAAUCCAUCACCAUCUGUGGGAACUCUUUUGUAGAAGAAAACCAAUUGGAGACCAAAUUAUAGGAUGCACUCAUGGGGGAAGUGUUAAUGCAUAUGAACGUGGGACCAAUGAGCACUGUGUAAUGUAAUAUAAAAGCAUUAACCAAUACUAACAAUUAAAAAAAAA